This is a messenger RNA of Babjeviella inositovora NRRL Y-12698, 861 nucleotides long. RefSeq lists its product as uncharacterized. The record is from RefSeq and is a predicted model, not a curated record. The coding region runs from base 1 to 861 and encodes 286 amino acids. Gene Ontology annotation, cellular component: mitochondrion. The transcript has a single exon. NCBI's taxonomy places the organism in Eukaryota, Fungi, Ascomycota, Pichiomycetes, Serinales.
AUGUUUAGACCCACCCUUUUCCGGAACCAGUGUAUCACCUUUAGCAUCUCACAAGCCUCGUUUCACACUUCCCCGGCUGUCUUUUCGGGCCAUUCCAAGUGGGCUACCAUCAAGCAUGACAAGGCUAAGAACGACGCUGCGCGUCAGGCCGUAGCUAACCGUCUUGCCCGCCAGAUCAGUGUUUGUGUGAAGCAGCACGGCAUGGAGCAAAACCCGCAGCUAUCCGCAUUACUUGACAAAGCCAGGGCCUCCAACGUACCCAAGAAGAUUGUGGAAUCCGCCAUUGCCAGAGGUAACGGACAGGGUGCCACCAGCGACGUCCCCUCAGAGUCCACAUUGUACGAGGGUAUUGGUGCUGGGGGCGUUGCGUUUAUUGUAGAGGCGUACACCCCAAACAAGGCCAGAUGUGUGGCAAUGGUGAAGCAUGCCUUCAGCAAAUACAACGGGUCGUUUUCCCCAACCUUGUACAUCUUCGACAGAAAGGGCUACGUGGAUUUCGAGAUGGGCGACAAGUCCUUUGACGAAAUUUUCGAGGCCGCCAUCGAAUUAGGAGCCGAUGAUGUCCAGGAAUUACCUCUCAACACCGAAUCCACCGAGAGAGACUCCAAUGGCCUUUUACUUCCACCGCAGUCCAUGGCAGAAAUCAUCACUCCCUUCACCGAAGUUAACCAGGUAGCAAAUCUGUUGAAGGAGCAGGGCUUUAAGGUUAAGGAUGCCGGUACCGGCUACUUCCCUAAGGAAGACAUGGUGAUUGAGGAUGUCACCGAAGACCACCAGGAAGUCAACCGCAAGAUUAUGGCCGCCUUGGGCGAAAUCGAAGACGUUACCGAGGUUCACACGUCCUACAAGGAGCAGAUCUAG